UCUCCCAUCAUGGCGACGUUGACUCGCACCUCGCAAAAAUUAUUAAAAAACGCGAAUUUUUCGCAAUUAACUACACGAAAUAUUAGUUUUGUGAAUAGAAAUAACUACAGAAAUGUGUGGACAACGUGUGCUUGUGUUGUUGGUGCCGGUGUUUUGUUCUACGCCGCUAAAAAUAGAUAUGGAAGGCACACCGUUUACGCGCUUAAAGCGAAGCAACCCGACGAGCUGGCGAGGUCGGUGAAGCUGACGUCGCGCGAGCGUCGCUUCAUCAAGUUCGCGAGCGUGGAGCACGGCGGCCAGCUGUACAUGACGCCGCAGGACUUCCUCGAGUCGGUGGUGGAGCAGGAGCCGAGACCUCGUCUGAAACGUCGCGUGCUCACCACGAAGGAGAUAGAGCAGUUGCGAGAUCAAACGCCGCCGCUGAAAAAGGGCUCGUCGCAGAUGUUCAGGAAUAUGAGGGACAGAGGAAUAAUAUCGUACACGGAGUACUUGUUUCUACUGUCGAUUCUAACGAAGCCAGCCUCCGGUUUCCAAAUAGCGUUCAACAUGUUCGACACGGACGGGAAUCAGCGUGUCGAUAAGAAUGAGUUUUUAGUCCUGCUUUCCUUAGUAUCAACGAGUUCCAUCAAGAACAGGAUCAGUCAAGGCGAAGACAAGCCGAAACCGUCUGUUAUGGAAAAGAUAUUCAGCUUUGCGUGGCGUGACAAGCGAGGUAUAACAGAGGAGGGGAGCCAGGCGGGAGGGAGCAAGGAGGAACCGCAGCACGCCUACAUCAAUGAUGACCAGGGGCUGCAGAGGAGGCACAAUGUGGAUACUAUGCUGCAGGUGCAUUUCUUCGGCAAGAAAGGCAACAGCGACCUGAAGUUCGAGGGCUUCCGGCAGUUCAUGGAGAACCUGCAGACUGAAGUGUUGGAGCUGGAGUUUCAUGAGUUCUCCAAAGGCCACGAAACGAUCUCCGAAGUGGAUUUCGCGAAGAUUCUACUCCGAUACACGUAUCUAGACACGGACGAAUACGACAUGUACCUGGACCGAUUGCUCGAUCGUGUCAAGUACGGGCGAGGCAUUUCCUUCCACGAGUUCAAGACCUUCUGCCAGUUUCUAAACAAUCUGGAAGAUUUUACAAUCGCGAUGCGCAUGUAUACGCUGGCUGACCAUCCCAUAUCCAAGGACGAAUUCCACCGCGCAGUGAAGAUAUGCACCGGCAUAUCGCAAUCGGAGCACCUCGUGAGCACCGUGUUUGCGAUCUUCGAUGCGGACGGCGAUGGCCUGCUGAGCUACAAGGAGUUCAUCGCCAUCAUGAAAGAUAGACUGCAUAGAGGGUUUAAGUCUUACGCGAAAAACGAAGGAUGGGAAGCCUUCAAGUCAUGUGUGAAACAGGAGAUGAAGAGUGCUGUUUAAACCUCAGCAGAAGUUUUUAUUUAGAACAGAGAAAAGAAUGGAGUAGUACGUUAUGGGACGAUAAAAAGGCCCAGUGGGCUAUAGCUAAAAUGAAAAGAUUUUGAUUCACACUUUUAAUAAUUAGUACAUACGUUUCAAAUAAUUUUAUAGCAACCAAGUUUGUACACUUAUAAGUAUGUUUAAUUGCUAUUUUAAAAAAUUUAUUAUGUUGGUAAUGUUCAAUCAACAACUUACACAUCAUGAAAAAUUUAUCGACGUGGGUAUUUAAAUAUUCAAUGAAUAAUAUAAUAAUAUCCACUCCAUUCUUGUCUCUGUUCUGAAGACAGUUAGUUAAUCUUACAUGCUCUCCUAAUUCACGCACAAAUACCCUUGCUCUAUAUCCACUUUACAUUUUUUAAAGUUUUGCUAUAUAGUUAGGAAAAUCUUACAUUUGUUGUGACAUAUUAUUUUUUAAUUAAUUUAUAUAAGAGUUAGUUUCUAUUUAUUUAUUUAUAUAAUAAUUAAAUGUACCACCCGAAAUUAUAAAUUGUUGCGAUUGUUAAGUGAUUAAUAUAGAACAUAAGGCGACCUUAUCGGUUAUCAGCGAUCUCUACCAAUCAACUGCCCAAAGUAUAAAGAAAAAGGUAAAAUAAAUGCGGAUAAAUUUUAUUUCAUUUCAUAACAUUACCAAGUGCAUGCAUUUUAAUAAAUGAAACUAAAAAUCAUGCGUCUGAUUUAUAGGUCAUGGUGUAUUUAAUAAAAGCAUUUAAUGCUUAAGACAUCUCAUAGUGUUUUAUCGCAGAUCACAAAAUAUUUAAAAAUUUACUCUGAGAAUAAUGAAUACAAGCGAAAUUACACUAACUUAUGCAUUUUACCUUAUAAGCACAUUUAAUGACAUUAGCACUCAGUCACUAGUCUCAAUGCGUAUUGAAUACACGUUGAUUGACAUAAGUAUAGAAUUAUUGCGUUUAUUCAUAUUUUUUACCACUUAUUUUAAUA
This is a messenger RNA of Zerene cesonia (dogface butterfly), 2376 nucleotides long. It is a transcript of the gene MICU3, whose product is annotated as calcium uptake protein 3, mitochondrial. Gene Ontology annotation, cellular component: uniplex complex. NCBI's taxonomy places the organism in Eukaryota, Metazoa, Arthropoda, Insecta, Lepidoptera, Pieridae. The transcript is spliced from 11 exons. Gene Ontology annotation, biological process: mitochondrial calcium ion homeostasis; calcium import into the mitochondrion. Gene Ontology annotation, molecular function: calcium ion binding. The record is from RefSeq and is a predicted model, not a curated record. Bases 10 to 1398 code for a protein of 462 amino acids.